Entelurus aequoreus (snake pipefish) is the source of this 3659-nucleotide messenger RNA. Its product is annotated as gastrula zinc finger protein XlCGF57.1-like. Gene Ontology annotation, biological process: central nervous system development; regulation of transcription by RNA polymerase II. Gene Ontology annotation, cellular component: nucleus. Gene Ontology annotation, molecular function: DNA-binding transcription activator activity, RNA polymerase II-specific; RNA polymerase II cis-regulatory region sequence-specific DNA binding. The transcript has 3 exons. Lineage: Eukaryota; Metazoa; Chordata; Actinopteri; Syngnathiformes; Syngnathidae. The coding region runs from base 311 to 2137 and encodes 608 amino acids. The record is from RefSeq and is a predicted model, not a curated record.
CUCACUUGAGCAGGACGAGGAAAAAGCAAAAUGGCGUUGGACGGAGAAGACCUUUUUGUAGUUUUUAUAGCGCUACGUUCCUAAUCCCUGCACACAGGUGCACAUAUAUGACGUUUGGUUAGUUAAACAUCGUUAAUAAAUGUAUGUAUUCGGAUACAUUAGUCUGAGUGCACGUUGGCGCUACUUGUGCUAGCUCAGGUGGCUAGUUAGCUUAGCUCGUUAGCAGCUAACAAAGAGACGCGGAGGUUAUUAUCAUCACGUCGCUUAGCAGUUAACAAGUGUGAGUGUAAAGUGUUGUGAUCGUGAGAAAAUGCGCGAAAGAACGAUAGUAAAGUGCGAGGAGGAACUUUCUCCAACAGAAGAGGAGAAGCAGCGACAACAUGAACGACUGGACGAUGUUUGCAAGAAGCAUCACGUUGUGUCACACAGAACAGCUAUUUACCCAGCAGAUGUCCGGCAGCCCCACCAUUUUAAAGAGGAAGAUCCACAUCCCCCUCCGGUAAAAGAGGAAGAGGAGGAACCUCCGCGCCCGCGCAUUAAAGAGGAAGAGGAGGAGCUCUGGAUCACUCAGGAGGGAGAGUGUCUUCUAAGACCACAGGAAGCUGAUCCCACCAAGUUGCCACUGACUGGUGUCUCUGUGAAGACUGAAGAUGAUGAAGAGAAACCACCUGAGUCCUCACAGCUUCAUCACAGUCCAAACGUUGGUCAUUCAGAAGGACUUCUACCUCAGCCGCAGUGUGAAGGCUACACUUUGAAGCAAGAGCGUCCACGGCCCCCCCACAUUAAAGAGGAAGGGGAGGAAUUCUGGAUAACGCAGGAAGCUGAUCUCACCAGCUUGCCACUGACUGUUGUCUCUGUAAAGACUGAAGAGGAUGAAGAGAAACCACAACCAGACAACCUCUUAGCUCCACUAUCAGAUAGUGAGGCUGAAGACGACGAUGAAGAACCUUUGAGCAGCGAUACAGACUGUGAAGGUGAUAUGAGGACUCACACUGACAACAAACACUCAGGAUGCUCUAAAAAGAAGGGUAAAACACAUUUAAGCUGCUCAGUUUGUGCUAAAAGCUUUACCCAAAAGAACUCUUUGACUCAACACAUGAGAACACACGCGGGAGAAAAAAUGUUUAGUUGUUCAUUUUGUGGUAAAACAUUUUCUCAUGAGAUCUAUUUGACCAGACACAUGAGAACGCACACAGGAGAAAAACCAUUUAAGUGUUCAGUUUGCGGUAAAUCUUUUUCCCAAAAGGCCAACUUGAAUUCACACACGAGAACACACACAGGGGAGAAACAAUGCAUUUGUUCAGUUUGUGGUAAACAUAUGUCUCGAAAGACACAUUUGACAGUACACAUGAGAACACAUACUGGAGAGAAACCGUUUAAUUGUUCAGUUUGCGGUCGAAAUUUUUCUUUGAAGGCCCAUUUGACAGGACACAUGAGAACGCACACAGAAGAGAAAUCAUUCAAUUGUUCAGUUUGUGGUAAAUUCUUUUCUCAAAAGGCCCAUUUGACAGGACACAUGGAAAUACAUAAAGGAGGGAAACAAUCUAUUUGUUCAGUUUGCGGUCAAAACUUUUCUCGUAAGAUCUAUUUGACCAGACACAUGAGAACACAUAAUGGAGAGAAACCAUUUAAAUGUUCAGUUUGUGGUUCAAAUUUUUCUCAAAAGGCCAAUUUGAAUGCACACAUGAGAACACACACAGGAGAGAAACCAUGGAUUUGUUCAAUUUGCGGCAAACAUAUGUCACGAAAGACAUAUUUGACAGUACAUAUGAGAACACACACAGGAGAAAAACCUUUUAAUUGUUCAGUUUGCGGUCAACAGUUUUCUUCUAAAGCACAUCUGACAGGACACUUGAGAACGCACACAGGAGAUAAACCAUUUAAUUGUUCAGUUUGCAUUCAAACUUUCUCUCAAAGGCCCCAUUUGACGGCACACAUGAGAACGCACACAGGAGAGAAACCAUUUUAUUGUUCAGUUUGCGGUCAAACGUUUUCCCAAAAGUCCAAUUUGACGGGACACAUGAGAACACACACAGGAGAGAAACUAUUCAAUUGUUCAAUUUGUUGUAAGAGCUUUUCGUCCAGGCAAGUUUUAAACCAACACACCACUAAACACACUGCAGAAAACAACAUUUAGUUGGUUUGCGUAUGACGUCACAUCCGUUUUUCUUCUUCACUGCUUGAUUCACAUGAUGGUCAAGCAGCUUGAGCGUAGCAUUAAAACAAGUGAGAGUGAGUUUACAGUUUGAGUAGCAACAUAAAAAGCAAUAUUACUGUUCUGUUCUUGGGUGUUCCAGUCGUUCAAAUAGAGAUAGUAUAGGAAAGAGCUUUCAUAGAAGUGGUUAGACCGGAUUUGAAGUGUCGCGCUAUUAUUGUGGAGCCUUAUGUUUGUGACUGGUAUAAGAAAAGACUUUACAUAUUUUGAAGAAAUUCUCUGAUUUAGGUGACUUUAGACGUCUCCCUCGGUGGUCUUAUGUGUCAAUGAAUACAAUUUUAAUUUAGAUUAUGGCUUCUCUCGAUUAUGAAAAUACAAUCAUCGAAAAGAAACCAUUAAUGGGCUGCACAACACGCAUGCAAAUGCGAAACAGAUGAGGAACGAAAGAGUGAGAAAAGAGCAUGUCUGCUACUAUGGUUCUACUUUUAUUUGAUAAUUAAUAAUCACUACAUUCAAGAAAAAAGUAAGUCAUAUGAUUUACGAGCUCACGUCACCGCGGACGGAGUAAAAUAAUUGGCCAACAGAACAGAAUCUGCUGAUAAAAGCACAAAACUAUCAGGGAAAAUGACAUAAAUGUAAGUGAAAUAAUCGGGAGUUGUCUUCAUUUUGACAUUUUGAUGCCAUGACUUUACCAGUCCGGCCCGUGUGGGAAUAAAAGUUCCUCCUGAGCGGAAAUAAGUCUGACACCCCUGCUCUAAACCUUUCAGAAUACGCCCAAAUCUGCACUGCUGCAGAUAAACAAACUGUAGCAAAUGUAACGCUGGCUUGACCGUCGCCUGGAACCCCGAAAGUGCCUGGAGGUCACGUGAUUGCGACCCAGCAAUUUGUGGUGUAAGAUGCCAAAAGAAAAACCAUUCAUCUGUUCAGUAUAACUACACUCAAAGGAGCGUUUGUGUGAUCUGCUAUCAUAAUCACAACUUUUUAGGUGACUUCUCACAUGUGACAUUACAUUUUUACGAUUUGACAACCUCAGCACAAACCGGACAACUGUAGGGUUUUUUUUUUUUUGUGUCCAAUAAAACUCUUUACCGUAAACUGAGUAUUUUAAAGUUUUUCUUUUUAAUUCUGUGUGUUUUAUCAUAGUUGCCUUCUGAGUUAAUCUGUUAUAGUUAACUCAGCAUAAAAUUAUUUUAACUUGUAUAUUAUAAAAUACACUUUAAAAUGUGUGACUCCAACUGAUACAACAAUUGGAUAACAAUCUUAUGUAAAGAUUAGAUUUAUUAGUUAUAUAUAUUUUUUAAGGCUCCAGAUAUAAUAUGUUUGAUAUAAUGAUGACUCAGUCAGUACUAGUGUUAGUGCAGCAGAGGGCGCCAGAGCAAUGACGUAAUGCUGACUAUGUAUGGACAUGUGCUGAAGCAAUGUGACCCCAGUGUAAUUAGUUUCAUCAAAAUAGUAAAGAAUAAGGUCACACCUAAGUUUUCCACUUUGAAUCGUAUAAAAAUUA